This is a messenger RNA of Dipodomys ordii (Ord's kangaroo rat), 651 nucleotides long. RefSeq names its product eukaryotic translation initiation factor 3, subunit K (gene Eif3k). The transcript has 4 exons. Gene Ontology annotation, cellular component: cytoplasm; eukaryotic translation initiation factor 3 complex. Gene Ontology annotation, biological process: regulation of translational initiation. NCBI's taxonomy places the organism in Eukaryota, Metazoa, Chordata, Mammalia, Rodentia, Heteromyidae. The record is from RefSeq and is a predicted model, not a curated record. The coding region runs from base 86 to 616 and encodes 176 amino acids. Gene Ontology annotation, molecular function: ribosome binding; translation initiation factor activity.
UCCGUCCCCUCUUCCUCUUCUGCUCCUCGAGGAGCCACCGGGGCCGGUUUUCGUCUGUUUGUGGCAGCAGAGCGCGACUGUAGUCAUGGCGAUGUUUGAGCAGAUGAGAGCGAACGUGGGCAAGUUGCUCAAGGGUAUCGACAGGUACAAUCCUGAGAAUCUGGCCACCUUGGAGCGCUAUGUGGAGACCCAGGCCAAGGAGAAUGCUUAUGAUCUGGAAGCCAACCUGGCGGUCCUGAAGUUGGGAAGGAAAUCUGCUGGAGAGAAAAGGGAAGAGGUGAAGACCAAGCCCUGUCUAGGGAGGACAAGAAAGCCGGGGUGCCCUCUAGUGGCCGUGUGGGGAAUGGGCCACGGGAGGGCAGCAGGGAGAUUUACCAGGGGAGGCUGCUGCCAUCCAGGCAGGAGAGCUUGGUUGGUGUCAUUAGCACUGCCCCCUGUGCUUCCCGUGUCACCUGCAGACAACCAGCUGAAAGUGUGGAUGAGCAAGUACGGCUGGAGUGCUGAUGACUCGGGACAAAUCUUCAUCUGUAGCCAGGAGGAGAGCAUCAAGCCCAAGAACAUCGUGGAGAAGAUCGACUUCGACAGUGUGUCCAGCAUCAUGGCCUCAUCCCAGUAACUGCAGGUGUUCAAUAAAGCUUUGUAGAUUGAGCA